GGCAAGCCAAUCGCGCUGAUUGGCUGCGGACGGAGGCAGAAAGUGCUGAGGGUUCCAUUCCGCGGAGCGCGCUGGGCCUUGAGGAUUUAAGCCUAGGAGUCGAGGGCAACUUCGCUCUUUCUUUCGAGGGAUUCCCCAGCACGUGGCGGGGGACUGAGGAAUCCGUUUCAGCUUCCAAAGUUUUGGGGAUCCCGUUUGCCGUUCUUUCUCUCCGGGCUGCUGCAAAACCUCUGCUGAAAAUGGCCAGCCUCCCCAGAGCAGAUGGAAACCCCACAACUAAGGAGGAGUGGGCCUCUCACCACAAGAUGGUGAUGGAGCCCCUGGACACCAACGACCCAGAGGUCUACGACAUCAUCAAGAAGGAGAAGCGGCGGCAGCGGCUCGGCUUGGAGCUGAUUGCGUCGGAGAACUUCGCCAGCCGGGCAGUUCUGGAGGCCCUGGGCUCCUGCAUGAACAACAAAUAUUCAGAGGGAUACCCGGGACAAAGGUACUAUGGUGGGACGGAGUUUGUGGAUGAGCUGGAGAGGCUGUGUCAGAAAAGAGCCCUGGCAGCUUAUGGGCUGGACCCACAGAAGUGGGGAGUCAAUGUUCAGCCCUACUCAGGAUCUCCAGCGAACUUUGCAGUAUACACGGCCCUAGUAGAGCCCCACGGAAGGAUCAUGGGCUUGGAUUUGCCAGAUGGAGGCCACCUGACCCACGGCUUCAUGACGGACAAGAAGAAGAUCUCGGCCACCUCCAUCUUCUUUGAGUCCAUGCCUUACAAGGUCAAUCCUGAAACUGGUUACAUCGACUAUGACAGGCUGGAGGAGAAUGCCCGCUUGUUCCACCCAAAGCUGAUCAUCGCAGGGGUCAGCUGCUAUUCACGAAACCUGGACUACGCUCGCAUGAGGAAGAUCGCCGAUGAGAACGGGGCAUACCUGAUGGCUGACAUGGCCCACAUCAGCGGCUUGGUGGCCGCCGGCGUGGUGCCGUCCCCCUUCGAGCACUGCGACGUGGUCUCGACCACGACGCACAAAACCCUGCGGGGGUGCCGGGCGGGCAUGAUUUUCUACCGGAAAGGUGCCCGCAGCGUGGAUCCGAAAACUGGGAAAGAAAUCCUGUACAACUAUGAAAGCCUGGUCAACCAAGCAGUGUUCCCUGGGCUACAGGGAGGGCCGCACAACCACGCAAUUGCGGGAAUUGCGGUAGCUCUGAAGCAAGCCAUGACUCCGGAAUUCAGAGCUUACCAGAGGCAAGUCGUCGCCAACUGCAAGGCCUUAUCCAAUGCCCUUGUUGGCUUGGGAUAUCACAUUGUUACCGGCGGCUCCGACAACCAUUUGAUCCUGGUGGACCUGCGCAGCCGAGGCACGGACGGAGGGCGGGCCGAACGGGUCCUUGAGCUCUGCUCUAUUGCAUGCAACAAGAACACCUGUCCAGGAGACAAGAGUGCCCUGCGCCCCAGCGGUCUUCGGUUGGGAACACCAGCCCUCACCUCUAGGGGAUUCGUGGAAGAGGACUUCCAGAAAGUCGCUCACUUCAUCCAUAAAGGUAUCGAGCUCACCUUGCAGGUCCAGAGCGACAUGAGUCCCAAAGCGACGCUGAGAGAGUUUAAGGAGAAGCUGGUGUCUGACGAGAAGUACCAAGCUCCCCUGAGAUCCCUCCGGCAGGAGGUGGAGGCCUUUGCAGAUACCUUCCCCCUCCCCGGCUUGCCGGUUCUAUAAAAUAAAAGUCACGGUUCCCCCAUGCGCCAGAAGAACAGCAAGGAAACUCCUGCCUGGAACGGCCGCGAUUCUUCUUGGCUGCUUCGAAGUGUGGGUUUAUCUCGCCAAGCUGCCCUCCUGCAAAAGGGAUUUAGGAGGGAUCGAGGCAUCUCCAGCGCCCACUUUUCUUUACUGUUCUUACAAGCAGAGCUGCUCUUGAAACCUGCUCUUUAACCAACCUCUACCCCAUCUUU
Molecule: messenger RNA, 1933 nt
Organism: Lacerta agilis (Sand lizard)
Lineage: Eukaryota; Metazoa; Chordata; Lepidosauria; Squamata; Lacertidae
Gene: SHMT1
Product: serine hydroxymethyltransferase 1
Exons: 12
Coding region: 240-1700 (486 amino acids)
Biological process (GO): purine nucleobase biosynthetic process; protein homotetramerization; tetrahydrofolate interconversion
Cellular component (GO): nucleus; cytosol; cytoplasm
Molecular function (GO): mRNA 5'-UTR binding; pyridoxal phosphate binding; mRNA regulatory element binding translation repressor activity
Source: RefSeq, a predicted model, not a curated record